Messenger RNA from Trichechus manatus latirostris (Florida manatee), 3532 nucleotides. RefSeq names its product adhesion G protein-coupled receptor E4-like. NCBI's taxonomy places the organism in Eukaryota, Metazoa, Chordata, Mammalia, Sirenia, Trichechidae. Gene Ontology annotation, molecular function: G protein-coupled receptor activity. Bases 407 to 3238 code for a protein of 943 amino acids. The record is from RefSeq and is a predicted model, not a curated record. The transcript has 23 exons. Gene Ontology annotation, biological process: cell surface receptor signaling pathway; adenylate cyclase-activating G protein-coupled receptor signaling pathway. Gene Ontology annotation, cellular component: plasma membrane.
AUCUCACCCACCCACAAUCCUCCUCGAGUAACUGGAGCUCAACAUAAAAAGAGACCUCCUUUUUUUUGUUAUCUCUGAGAAGCCACCAGACUAGGUGAGAAGCCAGAGCUUUUCAUCUUGAUGGAAUUGGACCACCAGGUACUUUUUCCUAGUCUUUCUUUGUCUGGUAGCUCCACUGAAGACUGUCCACCAUGGGUGACCCUGCUGGUAUUUGAAAUAUCUGUGGCAUAGCUUCCAAUAUCACAGCAACGUCCAAGCCACCAUAGUGUGAGAAACUGACUGAUGAGUGAUUGUUCUUCUGAUUCAUCAUUGGGAAGUGGCUGCCAGAAGAAGUGCAAGAGUGAGAGUGAGAGAAAGAAGAAGGGCUGGAAGACAAAGGGGUUGAAUUUGUAGUCUGAUCUUGCUGAUGGGCUCCACCAUGGGGGACAAGUGUGAAGAAAAAAUGCACCUGCUGCUGCUCGUCUCCUUCCUCUUCUGGCAUCUAGGCUGUUCCGCCAUGUGGGGUCCAAAUGUGAUCAGUGGCCCAGAGGGAAACUCAUUGACUGUGCUGUGUCAUUAUGACCCAGGAUGGGAGACCCACUACAAGUGGUGGUGUCGAGGAGCUGUUUGGAGUAGCUGCAAAAUCCUUGUUAAAACUACUGGAUCAGAGCAGGAGGUGAAGGAAGGCCAUGUGUCCAUCAGGGACAAUCAUAAACAACGCAUAUUCACUGUGACCAUAGAGAAGGUCACAGAAGAUGAUGCAGAUUUGUACUGGUGUGGGAUUGAGCGAGUAGGAACUGACCUUGGAGUCCUGGUUAAAGUGUCAAUUGACUCAGACCAAGAAUUUGAUCCCAUAAAUUUGAAAGUCAAAAAUCAGAAAGGGAAGCUGAAUGCUGUCAUUGUGAACUGCCAGUCUUCCCUGGAAGCCAAUGGAAAUAUUACCGCCCUGACCUCUGCUCCCAUGAGACUGACACAUAUUUCUCGAGGAGAUGAUUUACGUGCUAUCCUUCUAAACUGCCAUCCUACCCUGACGAUCAAUGGGGAAAAAACCGACCCAAACUCCGCCAACAUGGAUUUAAAAGACAUUAAUCUAGAAGGGGAGCAGCGUUUUGUCUUUGGGAGCUGCCAGCCUCCUCUAGAAGACAGUGGGAAAAUUACUGACCCGAACUCUGCUUCCAUGUAUUUGACAGUCAUUCCUGAAAAAGGGAAACCACGUGCUGUCAUUGUGAGCUGCAAGCCUCUCCUGGAAGCCAACUGGAAAAUUUUCGCCCCAACGUGUGCUCCCAUGAAUUUCAUACUCAUUUAUCAAGAAUCAGUGCCAUAUACUCUCAUUAUGAACUGUCAGCAUCCCAAGGAAAUCAAUAGGAAUAUUACCGCCCUGACCUCUGCUCCCACGGAUUUUACAGUCUUUACUGAUACUCCAGAAGUGAAGCCGCAUUCUGUCGUUGUGACCAGCCAGCCUCCCCUGGAAACCAAUGGGAGAACUACUGCCUCAACCUAUGCUCCCAUGGAUGUGACAGUUAUUACUGCAGAAGGAAAGCAGCAUGCUGUCACUGUGAGAAGGAAUCCUGCCCAGAAAGACAAUGGGAAAAUUAACAAGAACAACAGUAAGGAGGUCCAGACUUCAGUGGACAUUUGGAGGAAUGGGGGCAGAGCUCGGGCUUGGAAACAGUUGAACAAUAUAUGGAACCAUGGAACCAAAAAGGACAUUGCACAAAUGGCUACCCAACUACUUCAGGAGGUGGUAGUGACCACUUGGAAUGAGAUUUUUGCUUCUCCAGGAAAGCAUGAAAAUCCUGAGCUUGGUAUAGCCUAUGAAACCAAUAGAUGCAAUGAGACAAGUAAGAGAAUAAUUUUGGAAGCUGGAAAUAACACAAUGGAUAUUGACUGCACCCAUGCUUUCAAAGAAACCACAAGAGGUCAGAGGGAUUUUGCACUGAUAGUCUAUCGAACUCUUGGGGAUAUUGUCAAUGGAUCCUUUUUUAGUGGCAGAAAAGGACUGCAGGAUGUGAAACUGAAUUCUUUUGUCGUGAGUGGCACCAAUGAUUCGGAGAAAAAAAUUUACCUGUCCAAACCUGUGUUCCUGACCUUGAAACAUACUCAGCCUGUUGGUGCGAGAACAAAACAUUUGUGUGCAUCCUGGGAAGGAUCGAAGGAGGGGGGCAGGUGGUCGACGAAGGGUUGUUCUCAUAUGGGCAGCAACGAUUCUCACACCACAUGCCAGUGCUUCCAUCUGCCAAGCUUUGCUGUUCUCAUGGCUCUUACACCCAAGGCAGAUUCGGCGUUGGCUGUGAUCACCUGCGUGGGGCUGAGCCUCUCUCUGCUGUGCCUCCUCCUGGCAGCCUUCACCUUCCUUCUGUGCCGGUCCAUCCAGAACACUAGCACCUCGCUCCACCUGCAGCUCUCAUUCUGCCUCUUCCUGGCCCACCUGCUAUUUCUAGUGGGGAUUGAUAAAACUGAGCCUGAGGUGCUGUGCUCAGUCAUUGCCGGGGCGCUGCACUACCUCUACCUGGCCUCCUUCACAUGGAUGCUUCUGGAAGCCCUGCAACUCUUCCUGACCGUAAGGAACUUCAAGGUGUCCAACUACACCAGUGAAGGCAGAUUCAAGAAGAAUUUCAUGUACCCUUUUGGCUAUGGGAUCCCAGCUGUGAUUGUGGCUGUGUCAGCAGGCGUUGGACACAAAAAUUAUGGAACAAAUACUCACUGCUGGCUGAAGCUUGAUAAAAGCUUUAUCUGGAGCUUCAUGGGGCCGGUGGCCACCAUUAUCUUGAUAAACUUGGUGUUCUACUUCAUAAUUCUGUGUAUUUUGAAAAGCAAAGUUUCUUCCCUCAGUAAAGAAGUUUCCACAGUUCGGAACACCAGAGUCAUGACAUUUAAAACCAUUGCUCAGCUAUUUAUCCUGAGCUGUUCUUGGAUCCUUGGUUUUUUUAUGGUUGAAGCAGUGGGGACGACGGCUGGAUUAGUCAUUGCCUACAUAUUCAUCAUCAUCAAUGUCCUGCAGGGAGUUUUGCUCUUCGUGUUAUACUGUCUCCUUAAUCAUCAGGUGCGAAUGGAAUACAAGAAAUGGUUCAGUGGGAUGCGGAAAGGGUUUGAAAUGGAAAGCACUGAGCUGUCUCACUCUACUACCCACACCAAAAUGGAGGAACCCGGAAAGUCAUCAGAGUUUGUACAAAGAAGAGACACCAAAAACACCACAUUCGCCCAACCAGAGCCGCCAACUCAUCUUGCCACUGUUUCUUCGCUGAAGACAGAGAAAUGAUCUGCCCAUCCAUGGUGCCCCCUUGUGGUCACGCGUAGUUUGGACAAAUGCCACCAUGUGUAUCUCUUCGCUGUGAAAAGUCGACUCCUUCCUUUAUUUUGUCCUCUUGCUCCCUAGAAAGAAUGGGACACAUGCAGAAUUCUUACAGCCAGCAUCCGAUAUUGGGUCAUGAGCCAUUAAAAGUGCUCAAGGGAUGCUGUUUUUUUUUGGCAUCUAAUUUGUUUUUAUUGUUGCUGAAAGUAUACACAGCAAAACAUAUGUCAAUUCCACAAUUUCUACAUGUACAAUUCAGUG